Molecule: messenger RNA, 1741 nt
Organism: Acipenser ruthenus (sterlet)
Lineage: Eukaryota; Metazoa; Chordata; Actinopteri; Acipenseriformes; Acipenseridae
Product: mitochondrial fission factor homolog B-like
Exons: 8
Coding region: 16-1035 (339 amino acids)
Biological process (GO): positive regulation of mitochondrial fission
Cellular component (GO): mitochondrial outer membrane; peroxisome
Source: RefSeq, a predicted model, not a curated record
CACCGACAUUUAGGGAUGGGCCUCACUGGCUCUCCAGCCAAUCCCGCCGCUCGCAGGCUCUUGGUUUGUGACGAAGCAGACAAGAGGCGGUGUUUCAGUGUAAAGUUACGUCACCUUGAGAGCUGGAAGAGCUGUUUGUCUGUUGCCAUGGCAGCCUCAGCAUUCAUGGCUGAGCCAGGUGAUCCUGCAGAGGGGACCUGGCAGAGAUAUGACUUGGGUUUCACCGAGGCCAUCAACCAACAAAUGAGAGUCCCUGAUAGGCUGAAGGUAGCAGACCCAUCAUUGGGAGGCAAGGAAGAGCUGAAACGAGAUGAUCCACCCCCAUCGUUCAGUAUGCACCUCCCUGAUAGGCUGUCACUGGCAGAUAUGCCGGAUUUGGGUCCACGCCCCCCGUAUGUCAACAAAUCCCCCCAGAAGUCCUGGAUUGUCCCAUCUGCUGCGCUGCACACCCCAUCUCCGCUGGGGAUGCUCCAAGACCAGCACACAGGGGGUUGGGAGAGGGGAAGAUAUACAAGAGAGGCAUCCCUCCGCAGAUCAAUGAGCGACUGUGCUUUCAGCAAAAGCUCCUCCACUAUGUGUGUCUCUAAACAGCAGCACAGUCUCAGAGAUGCGGGGCCCCCGUGCUCCGUACCUCUCUACCCCUCGACAGGACCUGACCCCAACCUCCUGUCCUCGCACGGCGUGCUUAACGCAGCUAAAUAUGUGGGGCGGCAGGUCUCACAGCGCCUCCUGCAGGCCAUCAAUCAAAAAUUUGCCACCAGGUACAGUUUCCCUGAGUGUACCCAGGCUGACACAACAGACCAUGCAUUCACUGAACAUAGUAAAAGAAGUAUCCAUGACUCGGGGAUCGUUCUUGAAGGAGAGGACGUGGGGGUUGUGGAGGUUCUCGCACUUAGGAGACAGUUGAGUAAGAUGAGCAGGCGUCUGGCAGGGCUGGAGAAGCAGAGUGCGACGCACCGGCAGACCGAGCUGGUGCUGUUCACCCUCCUGGUCAGUGCCAGCCUCGUCAACAGCUGGCUGUGGCUGCGCAGAUAGCCCUCCACCUGCACCUUGCACUGUGACUGUAGAGACUUGAGUUAUAGCAUGAAACAACGUGGGCCCGACGCCUCUCUGUUCACACUCCGUAGAGCUGAUUCUGCAUUGGCUGUACUCUGCGAUUGUGAAAGAAUGGCAUGUUUACUGCAGCUAGAGAGAGACUCUCUGGAAUAAGGGAUCUGUACGGCUGACUGCAAUUCUCUGCGCUGUCGUGGCUACAGUGACAGCUGCACACCAACCCACAGGAGUAUGGGCUCUUCCCUGAAGUCUGCUUUCUGCUACACUUCACGUACUUUUACAGACGAUGCCCUUUUAAAUCAUAUUUCAGAAUAAGAGUACUUUUAUUAUUAUGGUAUGGAUGGUAUUUAGAGUGGAGGACUGGAGUGCAGUGUGCCCUAUUGGUUAGAAUUGAGUGCUAGGAGGCAGUGUGACCUAAGUCUAUAUAAAAGCUAAGGACUGGGAGGCAGUGCGGUCCAAUUGAUAGAAUAGAGAUAAGCACUGACAGGUAGAGAUCUAAUGGUAAGGACUUUAAAGUAGCUUUGUUAUUAGUAAAUGUUUGUUUUAAUACAAUGAAAAUAAAUCAAUAUUGACAUCAAUAAUAUGUAGGACGAUAUCAAUAUUCUAAAUAAGCAACUUAAUAUGCUAAAAAUAUAUUCUUUUUUAAAUUUUGUUGUAGGUUUUUAAAUACACUAUUUGAAUUUUACAA